AUGCUUUUCUCUAAGGCUUUUUUCGUUACCCUCGGUUUGAUUUCAACCGCCUGCGCGACUGCCCAAAGCGAUCCGGAUGUUAAGGGUGUUAAAGAUGGGGAUGAUAACACGAUCCUCCGAUCUGUCUGGAUCAAGUUCAAUGUGCGAAAGGGUGGUGACCGGGAAGACUGGUAUGGUCCUGGCUGCCACGACCUCCGAGGCACCCCGGAGAUCCAAGGUUAUGAGAUCCGUACCGCGCGGGGUGUCCGUGUCGAUAUUUGGUCGGGAUAUCAUCAGAGCGGCACCAAAUAUUCUCCAAGCUGGACUGGCCCGACCAAUGGACAACGCAGGGUUGGACCAUACCAUGUUGGAUCAUUUUGCAUCAGAUACACCUAA
Messenger RNA from Ophidiomyces ophidiicola, 375 nucleotides. RefSeq lists its product as uncharacterized. The record is from RefSeq and is a predicted model, not a curated record. Bases 1 to 375 code for a protein of 124 amino acids. Lineage: Eukaryota; Fungi; Ascomycota; Eurotiomycetes; Onygenales; Onygenaceae. The transcript is spliced from 4 exons.